AUGACAAAAAACUUCAGAAAAGAAAUUCUGGAAAUCAAAGCAUUUUUGAACUCUUCAAAAGAUGGAAAUGGAGGUUCAGAAUGGGAAUCUUGUUCUUCAUUUAGUUUACUUCUUCACUUUUUAUUUCAAGAAAUUAAAGAUACAAGGCAGUUUAGAAGGUGGCUAUACAAAAAACUUCAAUUAGAAUUAAACGAUGCAACAGCUAGAAGUUCUACUGCUGGGAGAAUAAUUCAAGACAUUCAAAUUCGUGAUUUGGAAAUUGGAACACAUCCACCUAUGAUUAAAGACAUUAAAGUUUCAGAAUUUAAAUUGAAUGAGUCAGAUCCAGAUAUGUUUGAUGAAUUGGUUUUGAUGUUAAAUUUGGAUUAUAAAGGGGGGUUUCAAAUGUCUGUAGAUGCUUUGAUGGCUUUUGGAAAGUUUGCACAAUUAUCUGUUAAGUUGUUGGAACUUAAAGGAAAAGCUAGACUUACAAUAACUCGACAACCUUUUGCUCAUUGGAGUAUUUGUUUUGUAGAAAAUCCUCAAAUGAAUUUAAAAAUUGAUUCUCAGUUCCAAGGCAGAAAUCUUCGACAUUUAAUUCCUUUAAUUACAACAGCUUUUCGUAAACUUGUUCAACUUAAACAUGUUUGGCCUAAUUAUAAAAUUCGUUUUCGACCAUUUUUUCAAAAUCCGUUGUUUAAUAUUUCUCCAAAUAUUGAAGCACUUGAUCACAUUCAUUUUUCUGGUUCGGGUUUAGAAGUUACUGUUUUAUGCUCAUCUCGUUUAAAUAUUUCACUUCGUCAUGGAGGACAGCAUCUUUUUUGCAAAGUAUUUUUAGAAAAACGCCCUUUUGGUUGCUCUUCGUUUAACAAACUUAAAGGAACUUCAACUAAUCAAAUAUCCUCAAAUGAAGAAUUAUUACAUUUACAAAGUUUAAUGUUGUCUUUUUCAAGGAAGGGAAUUAAUGAUAAAAUUGGUUUGACAUUGGGAAUGAAGAAUGGAAAAGACAUUUUUGUCGAAAAAGUCGAAACCAAUUCAAAUGCAGAAAAAAGCGGCUUCAAAGUUGGGGAUAUUUUAAUUGCUGUAAACAAUAUAGCCGUUAGAAGUGAAAGACAAGCUAUUCGAUUAUUAUCUGGGACAUGUAGCGAUUUAUUAAUUUUAGUGGAAAGAAAAUUGGAAGAGAAGAAAAAUAAUAAUAAUUGUUCAUCUUCAUUACAAAAACCUUCAAAAUCUGUUGAUGAUUUUAUUUUACUUGGGGCACAACCUAUAGAAUUUAGAGCUGAGGAUUUGCCUGAAUUUAAUGAAGAAGAAAAGGAGGAAGAAAAAAAUAUUGGAAAAUGUUUAUUUAAAUCUGCUUCGGACUCUAUUGAACUCCUUUUACUUUCUUCACAAACAAAAAGGGGGUCAGUUGAUUAUUCUAGUCCCAACAUUAAUUCAAACAAGGAAGAGAAGUGUGAAGAACAAGAUAAACAAAUUGUAAAACAAGUUGCAAAACAACAUGCAAAACAAGUUGGGGAAAUUGUUGGGAAACAAGUGGGAAAUAAAAUAGGGGAACAAGUUGGAGAAAAUGUUGGGAAGAAAGUUGAAGAACAAGUUGUAAAACAAGUUGGGGAAAAAAUUGUAAAAAAUGUUGGGAAACAAGUUGGAGAAAAAGUUGAAAAACAAGUUGUAAAAAAUGUUGAGGAGAAAGUUGGAGAAAAUACUGAAAAACAAGUUGGGAAACAAGUUGGAGAUAAAAAUGAGAAACAAGUUGGAGAAAAAGUUGGAAAACAAGUUGUAAAUAAAAAUGAAGAAAAACAAGGAGAAAGUGAUGAAAAACAAGUUGCAAAACAAGUUGGAGGAAAACUUGAAAGAAAUGAAGGAAGUUUUCGUCUUUCUAGUAUUAAAAAGAAGAAAAAAACAUUGAGACGUUCAAGAUCCGAAUCAAGUUUGUCACAAACUCCAACAACAACAAAUAAUUCAAGAAAAACAUCAACAAUUAUGCAAAAUGUUGUUCAAAACAAUGAAGACAAUACAAAUUGUAAAUCAAGUUUGGAUGUUUGUGUAGACGAUACAAGUUCAAUUACAAGUUGUAAAAAACCAGAAAAUGUGAAAUCUAAAAGGGAAAGAUUGCAUGCAAAAGCAAACGAAAUGGCAAAACAUUGGCAAGCGGGUAGAUCAAAAAUUAAUGAAUUAUGGAAUAGAAGAAAACCUUCAGAAUUAGCUAUAGAAGUAAACGAUGAUAUGGAAAUUAAUGAACAUUUUACUAAUGUGGAUAGGUUGUGUACUCCUACUAGAGAAGAGAAUAAAUUAUUUAAGAAAAAAUUGUCUCCUUCCCCUUCUUGUGGCAAAAAUGUAUUAAAUGAUGGAGAAAAGAUUAAUACAGCAACAAAAUCUGAAGCAUUUCUUCAAGAUGUAAAUAUACAAAAAACAAAGCAAAUACCUUUAACUAAGGAUCCUUUGUGGGGACAAUCUCUUCAUUUUACCUUGCAAAACGAGUCAUUAUAUUUAAAUGUGUUGGUUUGUGCUGAUGCUGAAGGAAAUGAAAAAGAUUCUUGUGAACUUGUUGGUUUUACAAGUAUUUAUGUCCCUCGAAUUAUCGAUGAUUGCACGUUGACUCUUUCAAAUAGUCAUCGAGAACGUUUUCAUUUGAAAGGACCCAAAGAAAGGGAAAAUCUACUUCCAACAGAAUUUGAAGAAUUAUCUAAACAUAAUGGCUUUGAUCCACGUUUAUGUUUUGGGGAUAUAAUUCUUGGUUUUCGAUUUUUCCCUGAUGGUCUUCCAAAUUCAUUAAUUCAACAAAACGAUUUAUUAAAAAGGGAAGAAGAAGAAAACAAAGAAGAAAAACAACAAAAAGAAAAUUUAAAUCAACAACAACAAUUAAAUAAUAAUGAACAUAAAUGGAUUAAUUUGCAACCUAAGCAUGGUUUACAUUUUUCUUGUUUUAUUUGUUCUGGCAAAAUUUGGUUAAAAGGAGGUAGUCGUUGUGAAAAAUGUUUGAUAAUUUGUCAUACAAAUAAUAAAUGUUUGGAUAAAGCAAAAGCUUGUGAAUGUACUAAAAUAAUGAAUCCUUCAAAUUUUAAUGAUGAUGAAGCUUUUGAAGAAUUGGUUGAUUUUAAUGUUGAAUCCCCUACAAGAAAAGAGGCAGCAAAUUAUUCAGGUAGUUCUAAUUUUUUCUUGAUUUAUUCUGAUUUUUUUCUGAUCUUGAGUUGA
Meloidogyne enterolobii is the source of this 3171-nucleotide messenger RNA. The record is from the annotation of a GenBank genome assembly. Lineage: Eukaryota; Metazoa; Nematoda; Chromadorea; Rhabditida; Meloidogynidae.